This is a messenger RNA of Mangifera indica (mango), 2975 nucleotides long. Its product is annotated as homeobox-leucine zipper protein MERISTEM L1-like. NCBI's taxonomy places the organism in Eukaryota, Viridiplantae, Streptophyta, Magnoliopsida, Sapindales, Anacardiaceae. Gene Ontology annotation, biological process: regulation of DNA-templated transcription. Gene Ontology annotation, molecular function: lipid binding; DNA-binding transcription factor activity, RNA polymerase II-specific; DNA binding. The transcript is spliced from 12 exons. The coding region runs from base 440 to 2623 and encodes 727 amino acids. The record is from RefSeq and is a predicted model, not a curated record.
UGAGAACGAGAGAGAGAGAAAGGGGGAGGUGGGACGCAGUGGAAUCUUAGUGGUCGCUAUAGUCUUUGCUAUUGAAGUUGAAAUUUGUGCGUCAAAGAGCGGUGGGGUGUUGUUUUUGGGGUGGUUUAGUGUCAACUCUUGAUGGUACUUUUUGGCACGUUGGAGAUAAAAAGUUAAAAUUUUUUUUUGUUUUUUGAUAGGCCAAAACCUCAGUCUUUUCUGCUGCUUUGCAACUUGUAAAACUCUCAUUCAUCUGCUCAGUGAAAAUCAGAAAAUCUAAUAAAAUCAGCACCAACCGGCAUCAAUCUUAUGUAACUAUCGACAAAACCUAAUAACAAGGGGAAGAGAGAUAGAGACGUGUUCUGAUUAGAGUUUGAGGCUGAUUAUAUCCUUUUAAGAUCAAGAGUUUCUAGCGUUAUAUAUUUACGAAGUGGUGGAGAUGUUUCAGCCAAACAUGUUUGAGAGUCACCUUUUGUUUGAUAUGACGACGAAAAGCUCUGAAAGUGAUUUGGGGAAGCCAAAAGACGACGAUUACGAGACUAAAUCUGGUACCGAAAUAAUGGACGUUCCCUCUGGUGAUGAUCAAGAUCCUAGCCAACGAGCUAAAAAGAAGCGUUACCAUCGCCACACUCAGCAUCAAAUACAGGAAAUGGAAGCUUUCUUCAAUGAGUGCCCUCACCCCGACGACAAGCAAAGGAAGGAGUUGAGCCGGGAGCUGGGUUUAGAGCCUUUGCAGGUCAAAUUUUGGUUUCAAAACAAGCGCACACAAAUGAAGGCCCAAAAUGAACGCAACGAGAAUCAAAUUCUAAAGGCUGAGAAUGAAAAACUUCGUGCUGAGAACAAUCGGUACAAAGACGCCCUUGGUAAUGCCUCUUGCCCCAACUGUGGAGGCCCAGCCGCUCUCGGUGAGAUGUCCUUUGAUGAGCAGCAUUUGAGAAUUGAGAAUGCUCGUUUAAGAGAAGAGAUUGAUAGAAUAUCUGGGAUUGCUACCAACUAUGUUGGAAAGCCCUUGACUUCAUUUUCUCACGUUUCUCCUCACUUACCUUCCCGUUCUCUUGACCCUGGGUUUAGCAAUCUCGGGAGCCAAUCAGGCUUUGUAGGGGAGAUGUAUGGGAGUGGUGAUCACCUUCUUAGGUCAAUAUCUGGGCCUGCGGAGGCAGACAAGCCAAUGAUUGUUGAGCUAGCCGUUGCAGCCAUGGAAGAACUAAUGAGAAUGGCUCAGGCGGGAGAACCCUUGUGGGUUCCUGGAGAGCACUCCGCGGAGAUUUUAAACGAAGACGAGUACUUGAGAACAUUCCCUAGGGGAAUUGGUCCAAAACCCUUGGGGUUUAAAUCAGAAGCUUCACGGGAUUUUGCAGUUGUCAUCAUGAAUCAUAUUAACCUUGUUGAGAUUCUCAUGGAUGUCAAUCAAUGGUCAAGUGUGUUUUGCGGUAUUGUUUCAAGAGCUAUGACCCUAGAAGUCUUGUCAACUGGAGUAGCAGGGAACUACAAUGGGGCCUUGCAAGUGAUGACGGCUGAGUUCCAGGUCCCAUCACCUCUAGUACCCACUCGUGAAAAUUACUUUGUAAGGUAUUGUAAGCAGCAUCUUGAUGGAACAUGGGCAGUGGUUGAUGUUUCCUUAGACAAUUUACGCCCUGGUGCAAUAUCCAAGUGUCGAAGAAGGCCAUCAGGAUGUUUAAUACAAGAAUUGCCAAAUGGUUACUCAAAGGUCAUAUGGGUUGAACAUGUCGAAGUGGAUGAUAGAUCCGUCCACAAUAUCUACAGACCUCUAGUUAAUUGCGGCCUUGCUUUUGGGGCAAAACGUUGGGUGGCUACAUUAGAUCGACAAUGCGAGCGUCUAGCAAGUACAAUGGCAAGUAACAUUCCAGCAGGAGACCUCUGUGUGAUAACAAGCCCAGAAGGGAGGAAGAGUAUGUUGAAGUUGGCAGAAAGAAUGGUGACUAGUUUUUGUACUGGUGUUGGUGCGUCUACUGCACACGCUUGGACAACGUUAUCAACAACAGGCUCUGAAGACGUUAGGGUGAUGACCAGGAAGAGUAUGGAUGAUCCUGGCAGGCCUCCUUGUAUUGUUCUAAGCGCUGCCACUUCCUUCUGGAUUUCAGUUCCUCCAAAGAGGGUCUUCGAUUUCCUUCGCGAUGAGAACUCUCGUAGUGAGUGGGACAUCCUCUCAAAUGGUGGCCUAGUUCAAGAAAUGGCUCACAUCGCAAAUGGACGAGACCCAGGAAACUGUGUUUCUUUAUUGCGCGUAAACAGUGCAAACUCAAACCAGAGCAACAUGCUAGUACUACAAGAAAGCUGCAUCGAUUCUACAGGGUUAUAUGUGAUAUACGCUCCGGUUGAUAUAGCUGCCAUGAAUAUGGUCUUAAGCGGUGGCGACCCAGAUUAUGUUGCUCUUCUGCCAUCAGGUUUUGCUAUACUUCCUGAUGGCCGAGGUUCACUUGGAGGAGGAGGAAUUCUUGACGUUGGCUCCAGUGGUUCUCUUCUUACAGUUGCAUUUCAGAUCUUAGUCGACUCAGUUCCAACGGCAAAACUCUCUCUUGGAUCAGUGGCAACAGUAAACAGUCUAAUAAAAUGCACAGUUGAAAGGAUCAAAGCAGCGGUGAUAUCUGACAAUGCACAAUAAGUAGAAUAACUUGAGCCAAAACUAGAAUAAAGAAGGCAGGAAAGAAGCAAGAAUUUGGCACUUGGCCUAAGAAAGAUCCUUGCCUCAUGAAUAUUUUUCUGGGUUGAGAAGUUACCUUAGAAGAUUAAAAAGGAUGGGGUAUUGACUUAGGCAACAAAUUAAGAUUAGAUGAAAAUGAAGUAAGACCUUGUUAUAUUUUGUUACAAUAACUAUGUUUUGUUUAGAGCAGUCUUGUUAGGGCCCUAAGGAGUGGUAACGGUAAUAUUUUCCUUAUGUUUAGCGUCUGUGAGUUCUUAAUGAGGCACUAGUUUGAACUUUAUUUAUUAACAACAUAUGAUUAUGUGUUUUGGUA